Argiope bruennichi is the source of this 1090-nucleotide messenger RNA. RefSeq lists its product as uncharacterized. Bases 138 to 992 code for a protein of 284 amino acids. Lineage: Eukaryota; Metazoa; Arthropoda; Arachnida; Araneae; Araneidae. The transcript is spliced from 6 exons. The record is from RefSeq and is a predicted model, not a curated record.
AUAACUGGCCAAAUGUAAACCCGGCAUUAUGAUAUAAGGAACGAGUAUUCUAAAUUCUUUGAGUUUUUAAAAUACCGCGGGAAGACCGUUUGUAUUUCUGUUUUUAUCCUUUUCUCCGACUCCAUAACAGUUUAGAUAUGGAUUCUAAUAAAGAUUCUGGGAUUCAGGAGGAAUUUACUAAGGGAGCUUCAAAUGACUCAACUUUGAAUCCAGGGUCUUCAACUGAAGGCAUAGAGGACAAUGCAUGUUUAGAUCAUCAUACGUCUUGUCCAGCGAUCCUGGAACCUUCAGAGUACGAUCCCCUUUUCAAGAGGGAGACAAUUAGAAAGCCAUUAAAAACAUACAAAGCCAUCAUGAGAUCCUUCACCUCUACGGAAGUUUAUAGAGACUCCGACGAGCUAUCAAAUGGUAGAGAGUCUGGGCGGCGUACAGGUGGAAGCGGUUCACGUUGCUUUGACUUGUUCAAGCGUUACAAGAACUUUGCUGUAAAAGUCAGAAAAUCUAAACUCAUCUACAUCCUCCAGAUCUUGUUGAUGUUGCUAUCUUUUUCGGCAACAGUGAUGGGAAUGGAAUAUGUCGACAGCUGUCCAGCUUCUCCCAGUCUCUCCGUCCUUGCCAUGUUAACGGGGGUGUUUGGCAUACUGCUGAUCGGUCAGUGGAUGGCCAUCCAAUGGUGCCAUCCGGAUGACAGACCCUGCGACGGGCAACAGAGACUCUUAAUCUUAUUAUUUUCUGUAUUGGUCUCGGUUAUGUUGGAACUUGAAAUCUAUCUCUUCAGUAAGCUGUCGUUUAGCUUCGAGCCCUCGACCAUCAACUAUUGCAGCAAGGUAUUCUACGACUAUACCUACUACAAGUUUAUUGCGGCUUUUGGCUCCAUGUUUCUUGUAGUCCUGCUCUAUUUCCCUAAUUAUCGAAGUCUAGCAUCUGGUGUCGUCUGCUCGGACCCUCUGGCCGCCAGCUGCUACCUAGAAAGGAUGGAAGAAGCCAUAUGAGAGAAAAGGAAGAAAUGCCAAAUUUGUGCUUCGACACUUUUGCCACCAAAGAUUUUUUAUGUUUUAAAUGACCAUUGUUUUAUUUUUAAGACUGUAUA